Heterobilharzia americana is the source of this 3823-nucleotide messenger RNA. The record is from the annotation of a GenBank genome assembly. NCBI's taxonomy places the organism in Eukaryota, Metazoa, Platyhelminthes, Trematoda, Strigeidida, Schistosomatidae.
GACACAUGUUGCGCGUGCUGACCCACCGCCUACCUUGACGUUCAGUGCUAUGAGAAGUCGGAUGGUGUUUAAGGAUGACUCAUGAUGGUCAGACUAAGACUUGACACCAGUCGAUGAAGUCUCUGACCGUUGGUAUGAGCCCUGUUGGGAAGUGUAUACUACUUCGGUAGAGUCCCUGAGACAAUAUGAACCAGUGGUUGAGGACUUCUGGUGAAAUGGAUCGAAAUUAGUCACAAUAACCCAGAUAUAUUCACUUCUUGAUGCCUCCUCAAGCCUGGAUAUUCUCAGUAACCAUUAUCUUCUCCAUAUUAAUGGUGGAUACAAACAAUAACACUUUAUCUUCUCUGUUACGUUGUCUUCUUUGAUAUCAGUCUUUUCCCAUCCUUUUACUCUUCGUAUAUACCUCGGUUUGUUGAAGCUGCGGCUAUGAAGAAGUUUAGACUUCUUUUAUGUAUUCAUAAACGAUUUGCUGUUGUAUUAAACCUCCUGUUGAAACUCAGAUUUAAUAUCAAGGGUGAUCAACAUACUGUCUUUCUCUUUCCAUCUACAAUUUGACGCCUAAACUACCAAUAUAGUGAUUUGAGCCCAUCUGCCAACGAAAGUCUAGCAAUUCCAUCCAGUGUAGCAACAGAAAAUCACAAGUAUCAAUAAAUAAUAACGAUUUAACUUUCUAUUGGAUCGACUGCUUUUUUAAACCCAUUUAUCCGUCAUUAUAUUUUAUAUAAACAUGCAUUGCAAACAUGUGUGACCACAUUGUUCAAAAUACGUUGCGCCAAUACAUCACACGUUUUAGAUAAACUAAGUCUUAUUGUUUUGUGGACAUUUAAAUUCAGAGACAUCUUCCAACAAGCUUUCCAAACGAGAUGAUAUUUUAACCAGUAUAAAAUCUGAAGGCAUAGUCGAUAUUGAAGAUUUAUCAAACUAUGGUCAAAAAACAAGAUGUUGUCCCUACUUUAUAUCAAGAGAAUUGAAGACCGAUUCGAAUCUGGUAUUUAUGCCGUAUAACUAUCUACUCGAUCCAAGAAUUCGAAGUUUGUAUAAUAUUAAUCUUGAAAAUACAGCUGUUAUUUUUGAUGAAGCUCACAAUAUUGAGCAAGUCUGUGAAGAUGCUUCAUCAGUUACACUGACUUCUGCCUUACUAGCAGCCGCUAUUGAACAUGUUCGAUGUGUUUGCGAAGUUGUGUUCAACCAUACUAUGGAAAGUGAAGAAGCCGAAUUAGCAGAUGAGAUGAAUUCCAUUAAUAACGGGCAGAAACAAUCUACAUCUACAGUUGUUAUGCCUCGAAUGGGACUGUUUGAUAUGACACAACCUAAAGAGACUGCAAUUGAAGCUUUGAGUAUUGAGAAAAUGAUUACAUUGAAGGGACAGCUUAUAGAACUGGAAAGAUUAAUUGAUGAAUUGAGUGUUCCCAGCGAAGGGCUUACUAAAGACGGCAGUUUCAUAUUUGAGCUUCUCAGUAGAGCGGGAAUCAAUCACUGGACAAACAAUACAAUACAGACUGUAAUCGAUGAAAUCAUCUCAUUUACGAAUUCUACACAUAAUGUCAAAAUUCGUAAAACAAAGGGUUUACAUGAAGUCGCUGAAUUUCUAAAGACUGUAUUCGGUUAUUUACCAGGUGAAGCAAAUGUGACCUUCAACUUUAAGGCACAGUUCAAAUUACAACACGAUGAAUCAAUCAGUUGUUAUCGUUUACAUAUUAAAGAUGACAUUUUAUCAUCUAAUAAUAAUAAUAGUAAUAAUAAUAAACUUAAAACAAAUGUUUGGGAUACACGUGAUCCUGGAAAUGUGUCUAGUAAUGCGGGCUCAACAAAUCGUACUCUUAGUUAUUGGUGUUUUAGUCCUGGACGUGCUAUACAAGAGUUAAUACGACAAAAUGUUCGUUGUAUCAUUUUAACUAGUGGGACACUCUAUCCAGUUGAACCAUUGGAAGCUGAACUAAGCAUGAAAUUUCCAAUUAAACUACAAAAUCCUCAUGUAAUCAAUUCAGAUCAGUUGCAUUUGUCAGUUAUACCACGUGGACCAGAUGGUGAAAAAUUGAAUGCCACCUAUUCUGUACGAGAGACAUCAGCUUAUCGAAAUUCAUUGGGUCUAUUGAUGAUUCAGUUAGCUCAAGCUGUUCCUGCUGGUCUACUGAUAUUUUUCCCAUCUUAUGUGUUUAUGUCACAGUGUAUAGAAUAUUGGAAGAAUGGUGAUAUUUUUGAAAAACUGUUAAAAAUCAAACAUAUUUUCAUUGAACCUCGUGAGAAGAUUCAAUUUAAUAAGGUAUUUAGUGAUUAUCGGAGCAUUGCCUGUAGUCAAAAUUCUAUUGGAGCAAUUCUAUUCGCUGUAAUGCGUGGUCGUGUCAGUGAAGGCUUAGAUUUAGCUGAUGAUGCUGGACGUGGUGUUGCUAUCCUCGGUUUGCCUUAUGCACCAUUUCAUGAUCCUAGGGUACGCUUAAAAAUGGCAUACUUAGAUGAACAGUGUGUCAAAUUAAAGUCUAGUUCAAAACAGGAUCAACAACAGAAAAAUUUGUUAGAUAAAUAUCCAACUGGUCGCCAGUGGUAUAAUCUACAAGCUUGGCGGGCAAUUAACCAAGCUGUUGGAAGAGUUAUUCGUCAUUACAAAGAUUAUGGAAUAAUCUUUCUUUGUGAUGAACGUUUCGCUUCCAAUAGUGCACAAUCGAAUUUAUCUAGUUGGAUGCAAACCAAGCGUAAUGUUUACGAUAGUGUAGAAUUGGCUGUGAAGGAUACUUAUGAAUUUUUUCGCAAUAUGCGGAUUAAAUAUCCAUCCAUUGAUCGACCUACUGAAUCCACUUCUUCCAGUGGAACUAACAUACUAACUGACAGGAUUGGACUUCAUUCACUGAAACGAACAUCUACUUCGCAUAGGUCUAGUAUUUUAUACAAUCUUCCUUCAGCUUCUGAGUUAAAUAUAUUCAGUCCAAAAUCAAAUGAUUCAAUGGCACUUGUAACAAGUUAUCAUCCUCAUCAAGUGGAUCAUCACCAGUCAACCAAUUUGUUACAACAACAUGGAUAUCAUGCGGAUUGUCAUCAGAAAGACCCAAUUUCUACUUCUUCUUCUUCUUCUCCGUCAAUUUUUAAUAUGGUAUACAGUGAAUCAGAGAAUAUAAACCAGAAUACAUGCAUGACCAGCUCAAAAUUAUGCUCUGAUGAUGCUUUAGAACAAAAAUUAUUACAACGGAAACAGUGUAAACGCAUAAAACUUUUAGAACAGAAAAACAACAAUACUUUAUCGUCUGUUCUUAAAUCAUCUAAUCGAAUGAAUGAAUCUGAAUAUGCAACCCGCUUGAAUGACUUUAAACAGUCUAUGCAAGAAUAUAAACAAACAAUAUUGUCCAAUCAAAAAACAGUACAGAAUAAUCAAUCUGAUCAACCUGUCGAAGUAUUAUUCACUCAAUUAUCUAGAAUAUUUAUACCAUUGGAAACCCCGGGACUUUUACAAGAUGCUAUCUGCUUUCUGUUACCGGAACAUCGUAAACGUUACGCUGAACUAUGUCACAAUUUAACGGGAUUACCAAUCAUUCAACAGGAUUUAAAAGGUGAUAAAUAUGAAAAUAAUACAAAUCAAGUGCCUCAAAAUUCGGCGGUUAGUUCAAAACAGUCAACAAAACCUACAGAAAAAUCACUUGAAAAUUUAAUGAAAUGUUGUAAAUGUUCAGCUAAUCCAGCAGAAGUUCCUCUGAUAUCAUGUUGUAAACAUAUAGCUUGUUUUAAGUGUUGGCGAUAUAUUAUUGAACAAGGUGAUCGUCAGUGUCCUUCUUGUCGAAAAUUACUACGACGACGUGAUUUAUCACGUUUAACUCAAAAGACAGACACAAAUUAA